AUGGAAGAGAGUGAAACCGUGGCUGAUUGCUUUGAUAAGGUCCAAGAACAUGUAAGUGCUAUGCGGGCUUGCAGGGAUACAGUUACGGAUCAGUACAUUGUUGAUAAGAUCCUAAGGACUUUUCCACCAAGGUUUGAUCAUAUUGUAGUUACAAUAAAAGAGACUCGUGACUUAGAAAAUAUGGAGGUAGAAGAGUUGCAACAUUCGCUGGAGGCUCAUGAGCAUAGAUUAAAUGAACGAAGGCAAUAUCAAGAGCAAGUCUUGCAAGUCAGAUUCCAGUUUCAUGGAAAGGGAAAAGGGUCGAAGAAGUUUGGCAAAAAGAAGCAUAAGGAGGCUCAAGAACAGCAAGGAAAGGACUCAAAUGACACUAAAAAUCGAAAGAGUCACAAGUCAGAGUAUAAUGGGUGUGAAGGUGCAAAGAACAAACCCAAAACCGAAGCAUAUCUUGCGCAAGACAACACAUCUGACUCAAAAGUAGUGAUGUUGAUGGCAAGAACAAGCGGAGAUGAACUGGAGGAAGCAUCAUGGUACCUUGAUUCAGGGUGCUCGACUCACAUGACUGGAAGAAGAGAUUGGUUUGUCAAGAUGAAGGAGGUUUUAAAUGGCAAAACCAUAUUUGCAGAUGAUAGAAGCUUGAUUGCAAAGGAGUCUGAUCGGAUUGUGCUUCGUGAUGAAAAUGGGAGAGAAGUGGUGAUAGAUGAAGUUUUAUUUGUUCCAAGACUCAAGACAAACCUACUGAGUUUGGGACAACUAUUACAUAAAGGUUUUGCAAUGAAGAUGGAGAAUAACUAUCUUAGUAUUUUUUACCAGAGCAGAAGAAUGAUUAUCAAGGCGAGUUUGUCUCAAAACAGAACCUUCCGUGUGAUAAUGAAGGUUGUGAGGCAUCAAUGUUGUAAUGCAGCAGGAACGUCAACAGAGUGGUUAUAG
Vigna angularis (adzuki bean) is the source of this 927-nucleotide messenger RNA. RefSeq lists its product as uncharacterized. The record is from RefSeq and is a predicted model, not a curated record. The transcript is spliced from 2 exons. Bases 1 to 927 code for a protein of 308 amino acids. Lineage: Eukaryota; Viridiplantae; Streptophyta; Magnoliopsida; Fabales; Fabaceae.